CUGUGAUCCAUGAAUUUAGCUAGAUUAUACUUUUUCUGUAUAUAAAUCAGAGCGUAAGGAAUUGAAUUUUAAUUGUUGCGGAUCCCUUUCCUGUCAAUUCUCUUCAUAUUUCAAAGCCUCAAUCACCACAAUGGGCCCCAUUGACAAGCCUCUCCCAACUCUUCAAAACAUCCAUCGGGACGAGGCCGAUAAAAUCAUUCAAGCCAUCAUUGAGGAUGGUGCUUGUAUCAUCAAGAGCUUCGCGAGCGUCGGAGCAGUCGAGCGAGUAAACGCAGACACACACCCUUAUUUGGAGGUAGACAAGCCCUGGAAGGGAGAUUUGUUUCCUCCCGAGACUCGACGUUGCACUCGUCUGAUCGCGCGCAGCGCAACAGCUCGAGAAUGGUUGGUUGACCCGCUCGUCACCAAGCUGCUCUCUAUAUUCGUCGAUAAGACAACACAUAACUACUAUGGAGAAACUCGACACACUUACACUAGCAAUGCUAUUCUCAACACUGGACUGACAAUGCGCAUUGGGCCUGGAGGAAAGGCACAGAGACUGCAUCGCGAUGACAAGAACUUUCAUAUGGAACAUCCAGAUCAGACCAAGACUGGAUACAAAAUCGGAACAGACGUUGAACUUUCAUUCUUGGUUCCAGGAAUUGCGACGACGCCCGAGAAUGGAGCGACUUUGGUCAUUCCAGGCUCUCAUCUUUGGGAUUCUGAAAGAAUACCCAAGGUUGAGGAGGCAGGGUACGGAAUCAUGGAUGUUGGUGAUUGCUUCGUCAUGCUGGGUGGUUUUUACCACGCUGGCGGACACAACUUGACUAAGGAUCAAUAUCGUCCAGUUCAUGACUUGUCCUUCAUUCGAGGAUACUUGAGACAAGAAGAAAAUGCAUAUCUUUCAUUCACAAAGGAAGAAGUCUUAUCUUGGCCAUUUGAAGUGAAGAUGAGGAUGGGAUAUACAGUAUCAAGCCCUAAUCUUGGUUUCGUGGACUUCAUUCAGCCAUAUAAGUAUCUAGCAGGAGAUUACGAUCCCAAUCAGCCUGGUGAUUUGGACUCCUCCCAGGAACUAAACAAGGCUGCUUGAAAGAGAGGCGAUAUGUGUGCUAGAAAUGAGGAUAUUCAUGAGACAUGAAUCUCCGAUGUAGAAUUUUGAAGGUAGAGAUAAAGACGAAUAUUGGCUUCAACGUGAUGUGAAGCCUCCUGUGAGAUUUGAUCACUUUAAAG
Messenger RNA from Mollisia scopiformis, 1209 nucleotides. RefSeq names its product phytanoyl-CoA dioxygenase family protein. The transcript has 4 exons. The record is from RefSeq and is a predicted model, not a curated record. Lineage: Eukaryota; Fungi; Ascomycota; Leotiomycetes; Helotiales; Mollisiaceae. The coding region runs from base 131 to 1069 and encodes 312 amino acids.